Messenger RNA from Olea europaea var. sylvestris, 1439 nucleotides. Its product is annotated as probable RNA 3'-terminal phosphate cyclase-like protein. The record is from RefSeq and is a predicted model, not a curated record. Gene Ontology annotation, biological process: endonucleolytic cleavage of tricistronic rRNA transcript (SSU-rRNA, 5.8S rRNA, LSU-rRNA); ribosome biogenesis. Gene Ontology annotation, molecular function: RNA endonuclease activity. NCBI's taxonomy places the organism in Eukaryota, Viridiplantae, Streptophyta, Magnoliopsida, Lamiales, Oleaceae. The transcript has 6 exons. The coding region runs from base 14 to 1153 and encodes 379 amino acids. Gene Ontology annotation, cellular component: nucleolus.
AAUUGGAGAAAUAAUGGGAAAGAUUUCGUACCUGAGGCUAAAGGGAAGCCAGAAUCUUCGGCUGCGUCUCCUGUUAUCGACGCUUUCAUCUACUCCUAUCCUCAUUGAGGACAUACGCGCCGAUGCAACAUGGCCUGGUAUGCUUUCCCACGAGGUGUCACUCCUUCGCCUCCUCGAAAAGGUUUCCGACGAUUGCCACGUCGAAAUCAACGAAACAGGUACAAAACUCAAGUACAAGCCUGGAAUAGUGAUGGGUGGGAGGAAUUUAGUGCAUGACUGCGGAGUGAGUAGAUCCAUUGGAUAUUUCUUGGAGCCAUUGAUUGUACUGGGUUUGUUUGGGAAGAAACCCCUUACAAUUAGACUCAAAGGUAUUACAAAUGAUUCCAAGGACCCCUCAGUUGACACAUUUAAAUCUGCCACUUUACCCAUGUUGAAGCGGUUUGGAGUACCUCCAGAAGGACUCGAACUGAAAAUUGAAAGUCGAGGUGUCCCUCCCCAUGGUGGUGGAGAAAUUAUCCUGUCUAUUCCCGUUGUCCAAGAUAGUCUAAAGGCUAUCUCCUGGAUCGAUGAAGGCAUGGUGAAGAGGAUUAGAGGGAUCAGUUUCUCAACCAGAGUAUCGGUACGGUUUGAGAGAUCCAUCAUAGAUGCUGCUCGUGGUAUUUUAAAUCGUUUGCUUCCAGAUGUAUACAUAUUUACUGAUCAUAGAGCUGGCCCACAAGCUGGAAAGUCUCCUGGUUAUGGAAUUACACUGGUUGCUGAAACCACAUCAGGUUGCUUUAUGUCUUCUGACACUGCUAUUUCCAAUGCCUUGGUAAAGGAAGAUGAUGUAAUUGAGGACGAGGAGAAUAAAGAAUUUAGCCCACCGGAGGAUGUUGGAGAGCAAAUCGCCUCUAUGCUACUCGGCGAGAUUGAACAAGGCGGGGUGGUUGAUUCGACUCAUCAGGGUUUGUUGUUUAUUCUCUGUGCACUAUGUUCCCAAGAUGUUUCAAAGGUUCGCGUUGGACAGCUUACACCAUAUGGAAUUGAAGUGCUUAGGCACAUCAGAGAUUUUCUAGGCGUUAAGUUUGUUAUUAAGCCUGAUCCAUCAACAAGGACAGUGAUUCUUAAAUGUGUUGGAUGUGGAUUGAAGAAUUUGUCAAGAAAAGUUUCGUGAGAGCUAUCGAAUUUUUGGGUAUUUCCUUGCCUUGAGACUGGCAUGUAAGGCAUUCAACCUCGUUGCACCAUAUGUGCUUUAGAGGGAUGCUGGAGAUUGCAUUGUCCAGCAUCUCACUAUAUUUUUAUGGGCAUGAUUAAUUUUUUUAAAAAAAAUUUUAAAUAGUAAGCAAUAUGUAAGAAUGAACUCCCAAUUUUGUCUAAUUUGAUCUAAACAAAUACUGGAUUUGUGGGCCGACAAAUUGGCAAUGUAGUUUUCACUGUUGAAGCACGUAACUUUUCUUGUU